CCUGUUGCUUCUUUGGAGCUCGGGCCCUGUCACGAGCGUUUCUUGUUUCUCUCUCUACUGCUACUUUCUCUCCCUCCUGCUACUUUCUCUCUCCUCUCACUCUUUUCUCACUCAUUCUCAGAAAAAAUAAAUACUACAUAAAUAAAUAAAAAAUAAUAAAAUAAAAAUAUAAAAACUCAAAAAUUUGUGAAAAACAAAGCAAGCCCACCCAAUCCCAUAUGCUCAGAUUCUUCACCUAUUGAAACCCUUCUUUGGUUUUGUGACACUCUCUCUCCUCUUUCUCAAACCCCAAUCCACACCAAGAGCUUCUGAACCACCAAUAGUUACAGAAAGAUAUGAAGCGACAACAACACCGUCCUCCUCCUUAUCAAAGCGCCGAUAGUGGUGGUUCUUCGGCGGCGGCGGCGGCUGCUAACGGAAAAUCUAAGAUGUGGGAGGAAACCGAACAAGACGCCGGAGUGGAUGAGCUACUGGCGGUAUUGGGUUACAAGGUGAAGUCAUCAGACAUGGCCGAAGUGGCUCAGAAGCUGGAGCAGCUCGAACAAGCGAUGGGUAAUGCUCAAGAAGAUGGAUUGUCAGACUUAGUCUCAGACACCGUUCACUACAAUCCUUCAGAUCUCUCUACUUGGCUCGAAUCGAUGAUCUCCGAGCUCAAUCCUCUCUCUAAUUCGGACCCAUUUUUCACAUCUUGUGAUUACGAUCUCAAAGCCAUACCAGGUCAAGCACUUUACCCACAACACCAAAUCGAAUCAUCACCGCCGAACAAACGCUUGAAACCCAAUUCAGAUUCUUCAUCAACAAUCACACCCACAUCGCCGAUUGGGAUUUUGGGUGUUUCGAACGACGUUGUUCAAUCUUCAAGGCCGGUGAUACUGGUUGAUUCCCAAGAAAAUGGUAUUCGACUGGUCCACGCACUCAUGGCCUGUGCAGAAGCUGUGCAACAAGACAAUCUCAAGACCGCCGAAGCUCUGGUCAGGCAAAUCAGAUUCCUGGCCGAGUCUCAGGCCGGAGCGAUGAGGAAGGUCGCUGUCUACUUCGCCGAAGCUCUCGCCCGGCGAAUCUACCGAUUAUACCCACAGAACCAGCCUCAGGACUUGGCCUUCUCUGAGCUUCUGCAAAUGCAUUUCUACGAGACCUGUCCUUACCUCAAAUUCGCUCACUUCACGGCCAAUCAGGCCAUUCUCGAGGCUUUCGAGAACAAGAAUCGAGUUCACGUCAUCGAUUUCAGCUUGAAACAGGGGAUGCAAUGGCCGGCUCUGAUGCAGGCUUUGGCUCUCCGGCCUGGCGGUCCACCUGCGUUUAGGUUGACCGGAAUUGGGCCGCCGUCACACGACGGUACGGACCAUUUGCAGGAAGUGGGUUGGAAAUUGGCUCAAUUGGCGGAUACGAUUCAUGUGGAGUUUGAAUUCAGAGGGUUUGUGGCUAACAGUUUGGCCGAUCUGGAAGCAUCGAUGCUUCAUCUGAAAGAGGAUGAGGUUGUGGCUGUGAAUUCGGUGUUCGAAUUGCAUGAAUUGUUGGCUCGGCCUGGUGCAAUUGAGAAGGUGUUGUCGGCAGUGAAAGAGAUGAAGCCGGAGAUAUUGACGGUGGUGGAGCAAGAAGCGAGCCACAAUGGGGUGAGUUUCUUGGAUCGGUUCACCGAGUCGUUGCAUUACUACUCGACUAUGUUCGACUCGUUGGAGAGUUGCGGCGGCGGUGCUGGUGGUGGUUCUUUGUCUGUGGCGGCGGCGGCAACGGUGAGUGAUCAGGACAGGGUCAUGUCGGAGGUGUACUUGGGGAAGCAGAUACUGAACGUUGUGGCCUGUGAAGGGUCGGACCGAGUUGAGCGACACGAGUCGCUGACUCAGUGGCGAGUCAGGUUGGGUUCGGCUGGGUUGGAGCCGGUUCACUUGGGCUCCAACGCGUUCAAGCAGGCGAGCAUGUUGUUGGCUCUGUUCAACGGCGGGGAUGGUUACAGAGUGGAAGAGAACGAUGGAUGUCUGUUGCUGGGUUGGCACACUCGGCCACUCAUUUCCACUUCCGCUUGGAAACUCACCUAAGAUCCGAGUCAACUCAGUAAAACACCUUUUCACAAUUCUCGAACUUAACUCUGCUCAAUCAGCUUGGAAACUUAGCUAGGAUCCGAGUCAACUCAGUUAGAGGCGUCAUGGAGUAUCAAAACCCUAACUUCAGAUCGGAAACUUAGCUAGGAUCUGAGUCAACUCGGUUGUGACACCUAACUGAGUUGAUCAAAACCCUAAGUUCAGUGUUGUUUGCUGAGCUGGGGUAAGGCUUGACAAGAGUGAGACCCACCACUCCCAAGUGUUGUCCUAAACCUUUACUUUACCUACCCUUUUUGGUUUUUUUUCAUUUUAGGAGACUCCUUUUUUACUUUGUUUAAGUGGAAUCUUGUAUUUUUUUUUGGUGAAUCUAAAAAGGCCAAUGUAUAUUUAUAUACAUAGUAGCUUUUCUUAAUAAAAAGAUGGCACUUUUUGGGAGUUUGAAGUGGAA
Molecule: messenger RNA, 2487 nt
Organism: Cornus florida
Lineage: Eukaryota; Viridiplantae; Streptophyta; Magnoliopsida; Cornales; Cornaceae
Product: DELLA protein GAI1-like
Exons: 1
Coding region: 336-2036 (566 amino acids)
Biological process (GO): regulation of reactive oxygen species metabolic process; negative regulation of gibberellic acid mediated signaling pathway; response to abscisic acid
Cellular component (GO): nucleus
Molecular function (GO): DNA-binding transcription factor activity; sequence-specific DNA binding
Source: RefSeq, a predicted model, not a curated record